AGUCACAGAUAUAAGUAGUUUCUGUUCUAUCGUUGCUUAAUGUAAGGUUAAGUCAGCAUUGAUCGUGAAUGGUAAACAGAGGGCUGUUAAAAAUGCAGUUAUCUCAGGGAAAAUUCGAUGUGAAACAGAUCAGACAAUUUUUGGUAAAUGAAAAUAAAUUUAUAAUGGAUCUCCUGACAAGGACGUGCAUUCCUGAUCGCAAAGAUUUUGAAGAUGAUGACGAAAGGGAUGAAAAAUCACGUGUUACUGUAAAUUACAAUCUAAACAAAACGUCUAGGGCCAAAUCUCUUAGUGAAUUACAGCAGAGGUUAGAAGCUAUCAAAAGCAAGAAAAAACUUACAUACAAAGAAAAAUUAACCAAAAAGGGCCUGAAGAAUCGAAUGAAAAAGAAGAACAAUCAAAAUGAACGAAACGCAAAAGAAAAACUGAAGAGAGCAGCAAAACUAACUGAAAAAGCAGAGGUUAAAGUGGAAGAAGCGCAGCCGGAAGAGGAUUCCAAAAAAGUUGCCAAUAAACCAGUAUUCAAUAAAGAAGACAAAAUUGUAUUUUCGAAGUUUGACUUUGAGAAUGUCGGUAAACACAAGAAAACAAAACAGGAAAAAGAUCCCAAAAAGCUUUUAAAAAAAUUGAAAGAAAGGGAUGAGGAAAUACAAAAAUUAAAAGAAAGUGGUGAAGUGGAAAAAGCAGUAGAAAUAAAGGAGAAAACUUCUUGGAAGAAUGCACUAGCCAAAGCAGAAGGGCAGAAAGUCAAAGAUGAUCCAGCUCUGUUGGCAAAAAGUGUUAAGAAACAAGAACAAAAGCAAAGGUCUAGUAAAAAGAAAUGGGAACAGAGGAUACAAAAAGUAGAGAAGGCAAAAGAAGAGAGACAGAAUAAAAGGACAGAAAACAUUCAGAAGAGAAAGAAGGACAAAAAAACAAAAAAGCUAAAAAACGCUUCAAAAAGAGGCAAAAUCAUAGCAGGAUUCUAAAUCAGUGUUAAGAGUACUUUUAAUAUUAAUUUUUAUUUGUAAAUAGAUGUGAACUAAUUGAAAUCAUCUAAACAUUUUCGCAGGAGAUAAUAAAAAUCUUGAAUAAAAAACUGUUAUCGAA
This is a messenger RNA of Leptinotarsa decemlineata (Colorado potato beetle), 1089 nucleotides long. RefSeq names its product Surfeit locus protein 6. Gene Ontology annotation, biological process: ribosomal small subunit biogenesis; ribosomal large subunit biogenesis. Gene Ontology annotation, cellular component: nucleolus. The record is from RefSeq and is a predicted model, not a curated record. Lineage: Eukaryota; Metazoa; Arthropoda; Insecta; Coleoptera; Chrysomelidae. Gene Ontology annotation, molecular function: DNA binding; RNA binding.